AUGCUGGGCGAUUUCAAGCGCAAGUACUUCGAUGCGCCGGAGGCGAAUUUUCUAGCGGCAUUGUUCAAUCUGCUUGCUGCCGCACUGGCGGUUUCUGCAUUAAUGUGCGAUAACUGGAUUCAAGUGGGUGGUGGGGAAGACGAUGAUGUUGGCCGAGUCGAUGGCAACAGAACCGAGGGUUUCAGCGCAGGGUUUACGCGAAUUGCUCACUGCAAAGGUAUCGGCAUCCGGCAUUUUUGGCGCGCCGCUAAAUUCGGCUCCUACAUGGACGUGAACGGUGUGAAGCAUAUGACGUAUCAUUUCGGUGGUCAAGGUGUGUUGCGUUUAAUUCUGGAAUUAAUACCAGGCGCUCAUUUAGGUUCCGAAUAA
This is a messenger RNA of Gongylonema pulchrum, 369 nucleotides long. Lineage: Eukaryota; Metazoa; Nematoda; Chromadorea; Rhabditida; Gongylonematidae. The record is from the annotation of a GenBank genome assembly.